CGCCGGGCGCGCUGCCGGCACUGCCCCGCCUGCCCCAGGAAGGGGCGUGCGGGACAUGCCCGACCCCUCCCCGGCCGUCCCGGCUGCUGGGCGUGACCCGAGCCUGGCGGGAAGCUCCCGUGGCAGGAUUUCCCAGAGCAUCCCGGCGUGUUUCUCGAGUAUACACCUGUCUUCAGAAACAGCUUCUCAACUAUGUAAUUUAAAAUACAAAGUUUGAGAGUGAUCCAGUUCUGCAAAUAAGGGAGCUGGGAGCAGAAAAAAGCAAGAUGAAUGCAUCUGGAGGAAGCUGUGGGAGCCCUAAUUCUGCAGAACCUUCAGGAGAUUUCUUCAAGGAACUGUGGUCCAAACUGAAGGAAUGUCAUGAUAAAGAAAUACAAGGCUUACAGCUGAAAAUAUCUAAGUUAAAAAAGGAAAGAUGCUUGGAUGCAGAGAGGCUUGAAGAGUUCUAUACCAAGAACCAACAACUCAGAGAACAGCAAAAAGCACUUCAUGACACCAUCAAGGUUUUAGAAGACAGAUUAAGAGCAGGAUUAUGUGAUCGAUGUGCUGUAACUGAAGAACACAUGAGAAAGAAGCAGCAAGAGUUUGAAAACAUCCGGCAGCAGAAUCUCAAACUUAUUACUGAGCUUAUGAAUGAAAAAAACAACUUACAGGAUGAAAAUAAAAAGAUAACUGAACAGUUUCAGCAAUUACAGAAGGAGCUGGAGGAGCAAAAGCUGCAAGCAGUGGAAUUAGAAGAAGGAGUCAUUCCAGAUUCUCCAGUUAUGACCUCUUCAUUUUCUAUGGCCAAUCGUAUGAGGAGAAAAAAAGAGAAUAGGCAUAUCCGAUACACAGAACAUGCACACUCAGAUUUGGAACUUAGCAAAAGUGAGUAUGGAAAAAUUCCACUCUUUUCCACGCAAGUGAGCAGCAACCACAGAGAAGAGAUACUAGUGGCAGACACCUGUGAUCCACAACUGUCCCCUAUACAAAAUAAACCAACGGUGGGAGGCUAUCCUGUUCCAAAGCCAUCUCUUAACUUGGCUGCAGUCGUCCCAGAAACAAUUGGACUUGGUGUUCAAGAGGAAUCUGAGUCCCAAAGUGUACUGAAUCUUCCCCACACAAAUACAGUUAUGAGCCAGGCCCCAGAGAUCAUGCAGACUGAAGACUCAAGAAAGCAUCCAGCUCCUGAAUCAAGAAGUGAUGACACCAAUUUAGGUUUUUCAGAUCCAUCUGAGAACACUCCACCACAUGUUGACUGGGAUGCUCAGGUAGCCUCUCCUGUUUUUGGAGCUUCUAGCAGUAUGAAGAACAACUCAAGUACAGGUCAUGCUCCUUGUAUUUUAGAUUCAGGAUUGAAGCCUAAUCUCAAAACCAACCUCUUCAACAAUCCAUCCGGUUCUAGAUCUCAUAAAAGUAAAUCAAAAUCUGAAGAUGUUGCUUUUGUGGCACCACUGAACCUUGGAACGGAAAUCAACUCAGUUAUCAACCAGGUGUCUAUCAAUAGGCAAAUAGUUGUGAAAAAGAAUACUAGUGAGGCUGUAAUCUGUGUUGGAAACACUUGCACAGCUAAAAAUGAGGUGAUCAAGAGUGAUUUCCUUCUCGUACACCAGAAACAGCUGGAAGGCAGGUGUGCUAAGAGAAAGAAAACUGAAGAUGAUCAUGCAGUUGGCUGUGAAAAAACAUCUUUUAACAAAGAGAACUCUGUGCCCUUUCGAUCAGAUGUCCAGCAUAUUAAUGGGGAACAUACAGUUGAUAAGCCCUUGGAUCUGUCUGAUCGCUUCUCUGGAGUUCGUUGUCAAGACAAAAAACAAGGAAGUGAGGAGACAUGUAAAAAUAGACUGAAACAGGUGACUCUGCAUGACGUUUUUUCACAAGUAGGGAAGCCCAUUCCUGAAGGUUCAUCGUCCAUUCAAAAUGCCAACGAGAGCUGUUUGCUUGUCAGAGAUUUACAAGAGGAAUCGUACAUACAAGAGGCAAUGCUGGGAAAAACAUUCCCAGAUAAGAAAAAACAGAUCCAAAUGAAAGAAGAAGUUCCUCCGUUCAAAUUUGCACCAUUGCCAAGUUCUGCAGAGACAGAGGAACUUUUUGGUGAUGUACAGGUUACCACUGGCCAUGUACCAAAUAGAAAGAAAACAAGGACAGGACACGGAGAGUCUGAACCAGCAUCUGUACUUCAACCAAACCCUUGUAGAGUAUCAAAAAGUAAAGCACUGCAAGAUGAGCAAGACCUGAAAGAUAAAACCUCUUUAGAAAACCUCCAGUGGAGCGUAGACCCAGGAGCUGACCUUUCAGAGUACAAAAUGGACAUUACUGUGAUUGAUACAAAGGAUGAUUCUCAGAGCAGAGUCGGAGGGGAAGUUGUUGAUAUGGAUUAUACAUAUGUUAGUGAUAGUGUGCUAUUAAAAAUGAAAAAUCAAGAGCAAAAUCAGGAAAGCAGUCCAAGAGGAGAAAUAACAGAGAUGUUUGAUCAAACAACCCACGAAGAAUAUGAAUCCUGCCUACCAGAAGAUAGUCCUUCUGCAUGUGAUGAGAAAGAAACUCUUCAUGAUGAAGAGUGGGAUAAGGGAAUAACAGUAGCAAGCAAGAAACUAAAGAAGCAUGAGGAUAAACAAGAUAAAACCAAACAGAAAGCUUUUGUGGAGCCAUAUUUCAAAAGUGAUGAAAGAAAGAAUACUGUGUUAGAUUUUCCUCAUAUUGAGGUUAUUCGAAAAAAAGAAGAAAGAAGAAAAUUACUUGGCCAUACUUGUAAGGAAUGUGAAAUAUAUUAUGCAGACAUUCCAGAAGAAGAGAGAGAGAAGAAACUAGCUUCCUGUUCAAGACACAGAUUUCGCUACAUUCCUCCAAGUACUCCUGAAAAUUUCUGGGAGGUUGGAUUUCCUUCCACCCAAACCUGCAUGGAAAGAGGAUACAUUAAAGAGGAUCUUGCUCCCUGUCAACGUCCAAAAAGACGGCAGCCUUAUGCUGUGAUGUUUUCUCCAAAAGGCAAAGAGCAAAAGACAUAAAGGAUGGGGAAGUAAAGCCUGCCAACUUGAAGCGUAUCUUUCCUGCCCGUAGAUAUUUAUAGUUAAUAUAAACUUGAAAUAAAGGACUGUGUUUUCCACAAUGAUAGAUAAAUUGUUUAAUUGAAUAUGUAAAUUUUAUAAAAUUCAUUUGAAAGUCUGAUUUACGGGGAAGCAAAAACUAUUUAAUGUAUGUUUGUUUUAUAUUGUGUUAAUACAUUUUGUAUUAAUUUUUGCACCCGUCAGACAAUGAGUCUCCCGCUUUUUUUUUUUUUUCCUUUGAAGUCAACAGCUAAAAUUCCAGCAAAUCCUGUCUAAACUUUGUGUCAGCGAGUAACUGCUCUGAAGUCACUGAAAUCAGUUAUUCUUGCAAUGGUAAAUGUCUGUAAAUGGGAACAGAAAUGUGGAUUUUCUAGGGUGCUUUUAUUUUGCACUGGAUUUUCUUAUAUAGCCUUUCUUUUAUGUCAGUAAUGGUUAUAUUUGCUUGUAAUAAAGUUGUAUUAAAUAUGGAAUGUAUCUACUGUUAGUAGUUUGGAGGUAGGAAAACCAUGAAGUCUAAGUGUCUUUCCUAAAUUUUGGUUUUAAGUAUAUAGCACCAUGUUUUCCUAAGUAUUUAAAUUAGAAUGUCCAAUAUUUCUUCUCUUUUUUUUUUCUUAAUUUGGACCUGUUUGCAUAUCUGUGUCUCACUUGUUGAUAGAGAUAAGCAUUGUUAUUUCUAAAUUUGAGUGACAGCUCUGCCCAG
This is a messenger RNA of Empidonax traillii (willow flycatcher), 3723 nucleotides long. RefSeq names its product RB binding protein 8, endonuclease (gene RBBP8). Gene Ontology annotation, cellular component: site of double-strand break. The record is from RefSeq and is a predicted model, not a curated record. Gene Ontology annotation, molecular function: damaged DNA binding; double-strand/single-strand DNA junction binding; single-stranded DNA binding. NCBI's taxonomy places the organism in Eukaryota, Metazoa, Chordata, Aves, Passeriformes, Tyrannidae. The coding region runs from base 267 to 2984 and encodes 905 amino acids. The transcript is spliced from 19 exons. Gene Ontology annotation, biological process: DNA double-strand break processing involved in repair via single-strand annealing; double-strand break repair via homologous recombination.